UUCCUCCUCCUGAUCGACUUUUUCUCUCGCUAGUGUAAGCUGGAACUAGUUGUCGGAAGCCCAGCCUCGUGCAUGGAACUUGAACUCUAUACCCCAGAUGACAAAUUUGUGAUGAAGCUGGACCGCGAUGAGGCCUUGCUGGGCUCUUACCCAAUUGAUGAUGGAUACCGAAUCCAUGUCAUUGACAGAAGCGGCGCAACGAUUGGGGAAUAUGAAGAUGUGUCCAGGGUGGAGAAGUUCCAGAUUUCUGAUUCCGAAUACGACAAGCGAGCAGACACAGCCCGCUCAUUCAUGAAACGCAGUAAGUUGGGCCAGUACAAUAAGGAAGAAAUUAUGAAGAAGGAGGCAGAGUUAGAGCAGAAGCUGAUGGAGGAGAAGGCCCUGGCAGAGGCCAUUUCCGUGGGGGCCAGGUGUGAAGUGCGGGCGUCAGGGCAGCCCAACAAACGGGGGACGGUGAUGUACGUUGGUUCAACAGAAUUCAAGCCUGGCUACUGGAUUGGCAUCAAGUAUGAUGAGCCUCUGGGGAAACAUGAUGGCAGCAUCAGCGGCAAGCGAUACUUUGAGUGCCAGCCGAAGUACGGAGCCUUUGUGAAGCCUCAGUACGUCACCAUGGGGGACUUCCCGGAAGAGGACUAUGGGCUGGACGAUGAAAUGUGACGGCGCGGCGGAGGGAAGGGAGGAAGCGGGGAGGGUCGCCAGCGCAGCCCCUCGGCCACGGCUGUUUCCGCAGCGCGGCGCUGCCCUCUGACCCCGAGCCGGGGGUCGCUCGAGGGAAACGCAAGAACUGUGUGUUUCGACGUGUUGGUUGUUUUUCCCCUUCCCUGGUUGUCUCUGUUCAGUGAAGAUGCCACGUCCCUCAAUUUUCCCAUGCGCCCCCCAGGUCGGUGACAGAGGGCCGGAAUGUCUUUGAGCGCGGUAGCAGUUUGGGGAGGGCGAUGACCGCGGCGCCUCCCGGGGCUCCCGUGACCGUGAGUGGGAGCUGAUGUUGGAAGGAGGGGCUCAGGACCGAUGUAUGUGCAGUUCCGGUUUUAAAAGCAAAACGAAAUUUAAACUGGAUCCUUUCGAUGACUGUGCUUUUCUUCCUUCCUUGUGGGUUUUUGUUGUUCAGUUACGUUUUGUUUUUGUGCUGCUGGCAGAUGCUGUGUGACAAUUACAAAUUAAAGUUUGGGGGGGGUCAAACACA
This is a messenger RNA of Python bivittatus (Burmese python), 1183 nucleotides long. NCBI's taxonomy places the organism in Eukaryota, Metazoa, Chordata, Lepidosauria, Squamata, Pythonidae. The record is from RefSeq and is a predicted model, not a curated record.